This is a messenger RNA of Staurois parvus, 462 nucleotides long. Lineage: Eukaryota; Metazoa; Chordata; Amphibia; Anura; Ranidae. The record is from the annotation of a GenBank genome assembly.
GCCAAGUAUACCCUGCUAUCUACCACAUGUCAGUCCCCUGUUCCCACUUGCUGCACCUAUCCUGCCUUUAACCCUGUAAAGAAGUCCUCUGUAGAAACUGCUCCCUUCUCUGUUCCAUCCUCUAGCUCUUCUCUGUCUUUAGCUGCUCUCUCCGUUUACAGCCCUGCAUUUACUUGCAGUGCUUCAGUAACUAAACUCAAGAAGAAGCGAAGAUUCUUUCCAACCAGUACCAUCCUGCCAGUAUCCAAACCGGUCAGCCUGCUGUCUGAGAACCCGCCUUCCAUUGUGCAGCCUGCCUGAUGCCCGAUGAUCCAGUGUACGCUACCCAGCCUGAUGAUCCUAUCCAGCCUGGUGAUCCUACCCAGCCUGAUGGCUCGGUGCCCGCUGUCGUGCCAGAUGACUCGGUGCCCGCUGUCGUGCCAGAUGACUCGGUGCCCGCUGUCGUGCCAGAUGACUCGGUGC